AUGCAGUUCUUCAGCGUCUUCCUGCUGCUCUUGGGUGUGUCCCUGGGUUUGGCCGCUCCUUCAGAGCUCCAAGAAGUGAAACUGGAGCGCGGGGGCUGUCCCAUGUUCUGGUACAGCUAUAACGGUCGCUGUUACAAGUACGUGGCCACUCAUACGAACUGGGCUGAUGCAGAGCUGCAAUGUGUGUCCCAGGGCGCCAACCUGGUGUCCAUCCACAGCGUGGAAGAGAACAACUUUGUGAAGAAUUUGAUCAAAAAUUUUGAUCACAAACAGGGAGAAACUUGGAUUGGACUCAGUGACAUCCACAAGGAACAAUACUGGAUGUGGUCUGAUGGUUGGCCACUGCGUUUUCAGUUGUGGAAUAGCGGAGAGCCUAACAAUGUUGCUGGAAAUGAACACUGUGUGGUGAUCAACUGGUCUGCAGAAAAAAACUGGAAUGAUUUCCGUUGCUCAGAAAAUGCUCCGUCUGUUUGUGCAACACGUAAACCUGUGUGUUAA
Messenger RNA from Periophthalmus magnuspinnatus, 498 nucleotides. RefSeq names its product lactose-binding lectin l-2-like. Gene Ontology annotation, molecular function: signaling receptor activity. The record is from RefSeq and is a predicted model, not a curated record. Lineage: Eukaryota; Metazoa; Chordata; Actinopteri; Gobiiformes; Gobiidae. The coding region runs from base 1 to 498 and encodes 165 amino acids. The transcript has a single exon.